AUGAAAUAAUCCGUGACCACAGACCCAAAGAGAGAGGGGGAAAUUAUACCACUAGUACCAAUAAUUUGUAUCAACAGUAUAAUAUUGGGGGCAAAUCUAAUUAAUGUAUGGCUUAUUGGUAACAGAUUAUUGAAAAUAGAAUGUUUGAUAUUUAGAACACUUUCCACUUUUAUUUCUGUGAUGCUCUGAAUUGAACGCGAUCGCCCCUGCGUUGAGAAAGUAGAACUACUAGCACUGCCAAUCUGUUACUGGUUGUCUACUUCCGCCUUCUCAUCCGCAAGUGAGAGGCACCAACAAUGUCCAGUUACUCCAGAGUAAUUAAUCAUGCCACCAGUAUAUUAUGCAGCAACAAAGGUUCCCUGGCCUUCCAGCAAUUGCACAGGAAAGUAUUCCAGCGUGUUGAAAUAACUGAGGACGACUUUUGGUACAUUGUAAAGAAGUGUUCUCGGUUUGUUGUGGUGCGGAACCGAGAGAGAACGGACGAAUGGGGAACUGACUGUGUGAUUGUCGCCAAAACGUCGCUGCGACUAUGCAAAAAUUACACAAAACAAGAUUGCAGAGAUUGCCAGGAGCUUCACCUUUGCAAAUAUUUUGUUUAUGGAAACUGUAGAUUUGGGAAAGGCAGGAAGCAGUGCAAGUUCUCACAUGACGUGCGUUCAGAGCAUAACUACACACUCCUGAGGGAGUGCACUCUGCAUGAGCUGCACGAGGAUGACUUGUUCCUGUUACUGCUGCAGAAUGAUCCCACCCUGCUGCCGGAGGUGUGCUCUCACUACAACAAGGGCUCCGGGCCCCAUGGCGCAUGUACCUUCAGGGAUGGCUGCACCAAGAUGCACAUGUGCAUGCACUUUGUGCAGGACGACUGUAUGUUCGGGUCUAAGUGCAAGAGGCAGCACGUCAUCGACCAGCAUGGCCUUCGCAUGCUGGAGGAGAGGGGCCUCAGCGGUGACAUCAUCAAAGACCUGCCUUUCGUUUACCAGAACCUCCACCGCCUCAACACACCCACUACACCCUACAAUGCUAAAGAGCAUGUAGGUGAGCUGGUCUCCAGGCCUGUGAUCAAGAAAGAGGACAGGAAGGAGAUUUGUCUGCAUUUCAUACGCAGGAACUGUAGAUUCCAGGACCAGUGUAUCCGUGUGCAUUUUAACCUGCCUUAUAAGUGGGAGGUGUUUGAUGGGAACAACUGGAUACACCUGCAUCACACUGAGGACAUCGAGAGAGCCUUCUGUGAUCCCCGGAACACACACAGUCCAGGAUCUCGGCCAGUAGACUUCCUAACGAUGACACAGGAAUCGGACCCCGUGCGGCGCCUCUCCACGGUUUCCUCUGUAACAAAGCCGGCUCACUACAUCCUGACCACUGAAUGGCUGUGGUACUACAAGGGCGACCACGAGAACUGGAUUGAGUUUGGAAGACCUGACGAUAAACAGCGUAUGACCUCCCUCUCGUCCCGGGAGCUGGAGGAAGCGUACCUGGCAGACGGGUCUGCUGAGGUCACCAUUAUGAAAGGUCACCGCAACUACUACCUCAGUUUUCAAGACAUGUACCAGCGGAACCCCAAACACAACACCAAGAGGAGGGUGCGUCGCCGACCACGAUUCAUCUCCAUCAUGGAAGUGGAGAACAAGACUGCACCCUAGAGAGAGAGAGAGAAGGGAGCGAGAGAAAAUAAAGAGGAGGAAUAAAUGGGCAGAUCUGUUCCUCUCUGAAUGAAUGGAGUACCAUUACUCUGGAUCUGGUGAGUGGGGAUAAAUUGGACUGGCUGACUCAAUACCACAGGGAUGACUACCUGGUACAGCCAUGAAGAGCCAGCAACAGGAAAUCACAGUGUGUUGCUAAUUUAAAAUAAUGUUACUGAUGUAAUAUGCAUUUCGUUUGCAAUUACUUUCUUUUUUUUGCUCAUUGGAAAAUCCGGUGCUCUCAGAUGGUGUCUGUUUUUACGUUUCCUGUAAUCAAGUAUCAAUACCUAAAUUACAACUCGUCUUUUAUGUACAAACUGUCUGACUGUAGACAAAUGAAGUAUUUAAAUGUUUCUGUAUAUUUUAAAAUUUUGAAUAUCUAUCACGUUUUGAGUUCAUCGCAGUCUAGUAUAUAACUCUAUUUCCUAGCAUGCAUCUCUAUAUUUAUGUGAAGAUGUGAUAAUAAAACUAUAGACUGGUCUGGCA
Messenger RNA from Oncorhynchus gorbuscha (pink salmon), 2165 nucleotides. RefSeq names its product protein mono-ADP-ribosyltransferase PARP12-like. The transcript has 8 exons. NCBI's taxonomy places the organism in Eukaryota, Metazoa, Chordata, Actinopteri, Salmoniformes, Salmonidae. The coding region runs from base 297 to 1640 and encodes 447 amino acids. Gene Ontology annotation, molecular function: metal ion binding. The record is from RefSeq and is a predicted model, not a curated record.